UCAAGCUCAGAAGCUUCUCAUUGUACAACACAUCUCCUGCCACCAUGUCCUACAACUGCUGCUCUGGAAACUUCUCGUCCCAGUCCCUUGGGGGAUACCUGCGCUACCCAGGAUCUUUCUGCGGCUCAUCUUACCCCAACAACCUGUUCUGCAGCACUAACCUCCAGUCUCCCGGCACAUACCAGCUGGGCUCCUCCCUCUCCAGUGGCUGUCAAGAGACCUGCUGUGAGCCCACCAGCUGCCGGACGUCCUACCUGGUGUCCAGACCUUGCCAGUCAUCCUGCUACCCCACGAGGACCUCCACACUCUUCAGUCCCUGCCAGACAACUUAUACAGGGUCUCUGGGCUUUGGCUCCAGCGGCUUUCAAUCUUUUGGUUGUGGCUCUCCCUCUCUGGGCUUUGGAUUGGGUGGUUUCCAGUCAGUGGGCUGUGGUCCCAGUGCCUUUUCAUCCCUGGGUUGUAGAUCCAGCUUUUACCGUCCACUCUACUACUCUUCUAGAAGCUGCCAGUCUGCUUUCUGCCAACCAACCUGUGGGUCUGGCUUCUACUAA
Messenger RNA from Neogale vison (American mink), 551 nucleotides. Its product is annotated as keratin-associated protein 14-like. The transcript has a single exon. Bases 45 to 551 code for a protein of 168 amino acids. Lineage: Eukaryota; Metazoa; Chordata; Mammalia; Carnivora; Mustelidae. The record is from RefSeq and is a predicted model, not a curated record.